AGCCCGCCCCUCAAUCAGCCUCACACCUCAGGGGAGUCACGUCCCGGGUCCGCCCCUCAAUCAGCCUCACACCUCAGGGGAGACACGUCCCGGGUCUGGAGCCCGCCCCUGCAUCAGCCUCGCACCUUAAGGGAGACACGUACGGGAGGACGGUCCAAACCAAGGAUAACUUCUCCUGCGUCGUCCAACACAUCUAAGCGGACAGUCGAAUUGAAGAAGAAUCUGCAGAAACCCACCUUCAUUAGAAAGAGAACGGACUGCCUCUGGAAGAAUGGAUAAUAACCGGACAAAAACGGAGAAAUCGCAACUCAUUCAUGACAAAAAUGCUCAAAUGGAUUCAUUGAAAUCGAAGGGCACGUUUCCAGACUCCAAAGGGGUACACCCUAGUACCCAGAAUGGAGGGAUGGCCGGCACCGUCGAGCUCCAGAGACCAGUUGGUUUACAUUGCCAUGGCAACAAGGCCAUGGAGUCUGAGGAGAGGGGGGACAAGCGACUGGCCGUGAAGAAGCUCUGUAUAGCCUCCGCUGUGUGCCUGGUCUUCAUGAUCGGAGAGGUCAUAGGAGGUUACCUGGCCCACAGCCUGGCCAUCAUGACAGACGCCGCCCACCUGCUGACGGACCUGGGGAGCAUGAUGGUCAGCCUGUUCUCCCUGUGGAUCUCGUCCAGACCUCCGACAAAGACCAUGAGCUUCGGCUGGCACAGAUCAGAGAUCCUGGGGGCCCUGGUGUCCGUCAUGUCCAUCUGGAUCGUGACGGGGGUCCUGGUGUACCUCGCCAUCGAGAGGAUCAUACGCAACGACUACGAGAUCAACGGCCACGUGAUGCUGCUAACCUCUGGCGGCGCCGUCAUCGUCAACAUCUUCAUGGCUUAUAUUCUGCACCACUCCACUACCUUCCACGGCCACGGAGAAGGUUACCACCAGCUAGACGACAGCGGUGGGAGUUCCACAGCUCACGGCCACUCCCACACACUCCUCGGUGGUCAUGACAACACCAGUGUGCGCGCAGCAUUCAUCCAUGUGGUCGGGGAUCUGCUGCAGAGUGUCGGGGUCAUGGUUGCCGCCCUCGUCAUCUUCUUCCGGCCUGAAUAUAAGAUAGCAGACCCCAUCUGCACCUUCCUGUUCUCCGUCUUCGUCCUCGGGACCACCCUCACCAUCCUCAAGGACGUGUUCAGGAUCCUCAUGGAGGGGGCUCCCAAGGGGGUUGAGUUCAGCUCAGUGAAGGAGGUGCUGCUGUCCCUGGAGGCUGUAAAGGCUGCACACUGCCUCCAUCUGUGGGCCCUUACUCUGGGCCGCUCCCUGGUGUCUGUCCACCUCGCCGUAGGCGAGGGGGCGGACCCCCACUUGGUGCUGACGGAGGCCACAGAGCUGCUGAGGACCAAGUUCGGCUUCACCAGCGUCACCAUCCAGGUGGAGCCCUACUCCACAGACAUGGACCACUGCGCCCACUGCCAGGACCCCACCACCUGAACACACACACACACUGCCUGGUCUAAACACACACACACCCUGGUUUGAGCACACACACACACACACACACACACAGAACACACACUGCCUGGUCUGAACAAUAAUCAGAAUAAUCUGUGGUCUGAAGCAGCACAACUACAGCCCCCACUACACUGGCACAGGGUCGGUCGCCUGGUCUUGGAAGUUUGUGUGUUUAAAAUAAACAUUGUCCCUUACACACCUAUACCACAUAUUAGUAAAGGACGGAAGUCAGCUUUUUUCAUUUAUCUAUCAGUACUUGGAGAGGGAGAGGGAAUUUUUUCAUGAAACAAAACCGGUAAUGGUUAGAAAAGUGCAUUUCAUUAUCUGUAACAAAUCAACUUCAUUCAAAGCGAAAUGAAUGAGAAGCUGUUUGCCACAGCUUCUCAUUCAUUAGUCAUCUAUUUUCAUCACCAUACAACCAAUAUGUGUCAUAUAGUUUCUGUGUUCCCGGUUCCUAAUCAAAUUCAAGGACUUUCUGGAGUACAAUUCUGUCGUCAGAAUAAUCUUCCUUUCACAUGAGAUGGGAAGAGCGAUCGAGUCGAGGAAAGAAUUGAUUUCCACAACUGUCACUUUUCUCCUUGGAUAAGAGGACUUAGUUCAAACACUCCACUGUGAUUCAUAACACUCACUGCUGGAUGAACCAGUCUGCCAGUUAUUAUAUCAUAAUGGUAUGACAAUGUCAGUGUCACAUCUAAACCCUAGGACCAAGAGAGCAACUGGGAGACCUUUCCUGACACAUACAACCAUGACCCUUUUAAAGGAUCCAGCCGACAAACAGCCAGCCAGCCAGUCCAAAGUGUUCUUUGGUAAUUAAUUCUCCUGAUACACUGAAACUAACAUUCAGCUGAACCAUCAUUAAUGGGUACUCAUUCCAAACCAAACAUUUGCAUGGUUACCUGUUGAAAAUAAUAUAUUGACCAUAGUCAUAAAGAGAUAUAUUUAACUGUGAAUAUCAAAUGUUUUUCUGAUGUAUGAAAAAAAAAGCUAACAUACAAAUGAAAUAAUGAUCAAGGCAUCCAUUUGACUAUUUGACCAUGGUUUCAGAGCAGAGAAAGCAUUUUUUUGCAGUUUGGUGGAACAAAAUAUUUAAAAUCAUUCCAAAAUCAGUGAGUAUAGUAAAAACAAUAGAUGCAAUACUUUCCAUUGGUGUUGCUGUACGUUUGCUGUUGGUAUCAUUGGAGAAUGCGUUGUCUUUUGUACUCAAACUGUCUGUGAAUUACUGUAACAUUGGAUGCUUUUGUAAAUAAAUUUCAUGUACUUUGUGAUUUCUUUAGUGCAAAUAUUUUUGUAAAUAUUAGUUUCAUUGUAAUCAUUCUCAGAGGUAUUGUUUGUUAAAGCGUUUAAUUCCUGAGUCCACAAUGUGCUGUUUGAUAUUUUAUGUGUACAUGUUCAAAAUGAUUUUUUCAAAGACUAAUAAAAGAAUGCAGAUGACCAAA
This is a messenger RNA of Gadus macrocephalus (Pacific cod), 2925 nucleotides long. RefSeq names its product solute carrier family 30 member 2 (gene slc30a2). The transcript has 8 exons. The record is from RefSeq and is a predicted model, not a curated record. Lineage: Eukaryota; Metazoa; Chordata; Actinopteri; Gadiformes; Gadidae. Gene Ontology annotation, cellular component: plasma membrane. The coding region runs from base 272 to 1468 and encodes 398 amino acids. Gene Ontology annotation, molecular function: zinc ion transmembrane transporter activity. Gene Ontology annotation, biological process: response to zinc ion; zinc ion transmembrane transport.